ACUGGUGGCUGGGAAAUAGAAAAUAUAUAAAUUUAUGUUAUUAGAGUUUAGUACUUCUGUCGAUCAAUGUGUUACGACCGUUCGCGGAGAGACGCAGUCGCAGUAGCGAGAGGCGUAAAUUCUCGCUACGAUUCGGUGAAUCGACGCCGCGAAGUAGUCGUUCCCCUGUUUCGGUUAAGAUAAGAGGUGGUUAAAUGAAUAUGACACAGUAUAGUAAGUUAUAUUUCACCGUUUAUUCCAACAACUUAUAACGAAGGCAGUUACGCUGAUGCGUAUGUACGAGAUGAAUAAGUGACUGAUCUGUGGGUGUGUCCUACCCGGUGGAAGGAUAUUGACCGUUCGAAGGAUGUAAAAUCAGAACUGUCUUGGGAGACGAUGCUGUCUCGGAGGAAAGCUAAGGAUGGGUGUGUCUAGCGCACGGGACCAUCGGAUUUGUUGGUGACGAUUUUAGUUAGGAUUUUAGUUCAAGCUGAGUUGACCGUGAUUCAGUUCACGAAUAUCGGAGAGGAAAAGUCGUAAUUCACAAUAUUACACACAAUAAUACCUUCACAUAAAGGAACACAGCUCAGAUGAGACUUUUUAUAGUUAAACUUUUAACGUACUCAUAGACACGAAAUUUUUUUUUUAAAUAGAACUGUUACAUUUUACGACACGUAUAACAUCGAACAUUUACCAACAUAGCGAUGCCAGCGUACAUAUAUAUAUACUGGUGUACUGGUCAUCUUUUUUCCACACGUUUUUAGCUUUUUAGCUGAUUGUGAAUGGGCGCCUAAUCAGCCAAUCAGAAAUGGCCGGUAUUGUAUGAAUCCUUUUCUUCAAUGCUUGAAGAGCUGGAUAUUUAUCCAAAACUGGUGCCCCAAACAUAUAUUCGAAAUUUUCAAGGGUCUCUGCAAAUACGAAGUCCGCCCAUGUCGUCUGAAAAAAGGAUUCUCCUCCAUGCGAUAGUAGCAGAUAUCUGAAACGUAUAUGAAACCCCAACCGUUACGUUCAUUUGUGUUUUUUCCCCCAAACGAAGAGAAAAUAAGUUGUGAAAGAAGGAGUAGCCUCUCAUAGUUCCUACAAUUUCUUCAUUCUCUUUGCUUUCUUCAAUAUUGCCUCAACAAGUUCCUGUGGUUCACGAUACUUGAAAUAUAUACAAUGUUACCAGCGUGGAAAUUGUCUUGGAAACUUGGAAAAUCUUUCAAGAGGAACAACAUUGCUAACUGAGAUUCGAGAAAGGAAAGUUGACAGAGCAAGGAAAAUGAGCGACGAACCUACCUACAAACUAAUCUACUUCAAUGCCCGUGGUAGUGCCGAACAUAUACGGUACAUAUUUGCAUAUAUUGGCAUCGAGUAUACCGACGAGAGGAUCCCCCUACAACUCUGGCCUGAAUACAAGGAUUCAAUGCCUUAUAAAAAGCUGCCUGUGCUGGAGGUAGACGGGAAACCGGUAGCGCAGGCUGACGCUGUGGCGCGAUACUUGGCGAGGAAGUACGAUCUAAUGGGAAGGAACGAAAGGGAUGCGUUGAUAUGCGACGUGCUCGUCGAUACUCUUGAAGAUUUGGAGCAAGACGACAUGGGCGGACUUCGUGUUUGCAGCGGCCCUUGAAAAUUUCGAGUAUAUGUUUGGGGCAUCAGCUUUGGAUAAAUAUCCAGCUCUUCGAGCAUUGAAGAGAAGGAUUCAUAGAAUACCGGCUAUUUCUGAUUGGCUGAUUAGGCGCCCAUACACAAACAGCUAAAAAGCUAAAAACGUGUGGAAAAAAGAUGACCAGUACACCACUACAUAUAUGUAGUAUCGUGGACGAAAGGUCUAAGAAAUAUCGGGCGAACUAUGAACAAUGUCGCGAGAGCCGAGGCGCCGUCGAGCCCAUCAAUGUGUCAUCGGUCUUUUCAAGUGCAUAGUUUCGUGGAAAAGACCUACGUGACCCUGGCUACGAGCGUCUGCAGAACACGUGUGCGGUGGGCCUAGGAAAAAGGCAAUAGAAUGCGACAGCGGCCAGAGUGUGAGUCGAGAAACAGAGUGUGAGUCGAGGAGCCGAGUGCGAGUUGAGCGAAGACAGAGUUUGCGAGUGGCGUUGCCGAGAGAGUGUUGAUUGCGUUUUGGUAAAAGUCGAGUCGCUAUCUAGUUAUUUAGUUGCGCUGUUUUCUGUACGUUUGGCGUGAAUAGUUCAGGUUGAACAACAAUCGUCAUUUUCUGUCUGAUUAACAUCUCUAUUGUCCACUCCUUGUAAAUACAUUAUAUCACGAUAUUACAUAUUUUUGGGGGCUAGUCCGGGAUUGGACAAGACAGAAAACGAAACGGUUUAACAGAGCUAUUCGAGCUAGUUGUGAAUUUACCGGUACGCGGUGCGGUAAAAGACGAUAUCGUUGACUGUUUAAGUUUGUGUAGUGUGAAAAAUGGCAAACGUUGGGGACGAACGAUUGUCGGGUGAAGAGGGUUCGACGCUGGAGGAGCUGAGGAGUAAGCUCGCGCGAAUGAACCUCCCUAUAUCGGGUGCGAGGUCAGUGCUGAUUGCAAGGCUGAAUCGGGCGUGUAGGGCUGGACAAUCGUAUCCUAAGGGAUCGACGGGCGGUGAAGAGCUAAUCGGUCAACGAGAUUUAGGAAACGUACAGAGAGCUGAGCGUGAUUGUAACGAAGAUGAAGAUGUUGAGAAAAUGAAUACGAAGGAGUUGAAGGAGCGCCUCGCUAGUUUGGGUUUGAAAACGACGGGAAGAAAAGUAGAAUUACGCGCACGGCUACAAGCGGCCAUGGAUGGUAACGACAUAUCGUCGGAAGAAGAAAGCGACGACGAAAGUGAGGAUGAAGAUGACAAGAAAAACGCAAGAGGAUACAAGAGAGAUACGCGAAGGGUGUAUCAGGACCGUGAUGAAUAUUGUCGAAGGGCAUGUGUUGGUUCGACAUUGAGUUUUAGAGACGUCGAAGAUGCAUUAGAGUCGUUUAGUGGCGACAAAGGUGAAAAUGUCGAACGAUGGUUCGAGUCGUUCGAGGAAGUCGCUGAUACGUGCAUGUGGUCGGAUGGGCAGAAGGCAGUCUACGCCAGGAAGCUGCUGAAGGGAUCAGCGAAAAUAUUUGCGAGCUUCGAGUGUCAUGCCAGGACUUGGCAUGAGUUGAAGAGGGGGCUAGUGAAAGAAUUUUCGAGGAAAGUCAACAGUAGGCAAGUACAUCAGAAACUUGAAGAAACAAAAAAGGAGAGUGAUGAAGCAUGUUUGGCUUACAUGUACCGCAUGCUCGAAAUAGCCAGCCAUGUGGACAAAGAGGAGGAAGCAAAGGUGGAAUACAUAGUGGAUGGAAUAAUAGACGACGAGAACAAUAAGGCUAUAUUGUACGGCGCUACGUCAAUCAAAGAGUUGAGGAAGAGGUUAGUGAUGUACGAAGAGCAGAAGAGUCGCAGAGCAAAGUCGAUUGUGAAGCCGGCUAAAACCCAGAAGAACGGGAAGCCCAGUCAAUCUGUAGAUGCAAUGAAGAAAAGAAGAUGCUUCAUUUGCGGUAGUGAGGAUCAUCUAAGUGUUAAGUGUCCGGAGAGGGGAGAAGGUGUUAGGUGUUCCGAGUGCAGCGGAUUUGGACAUAUUGCAGCGAGGUGUACGGCACGACCGAAAGAGAUUUGCGUAGUGUCAAGAUCCGAAAAGGGGAAGUAUGUGAAGGAAGUAAUCGCAGGAAUUAAGCUUCUAUUCUCUGAAAUUACUCUCAAAUCUCAGAGUCAACCCUUCAAAUUCUCCACACUGGAUCUUCGAUUCUUAAUAUUUGUAAUAUCGUAGAAUAGCUUUGAUUGGAGAUCGGCUGAAAUUAGAAAACACC
Messenger RNA from Bombus huntii, 3775 nucleotides. RefSeq names its product hematopoietic prostaglandin D synthase-like. Gene Ontology annotation, biological process: glutathione metabolic process. Gene Ontology annotation, molecular function: zinc ion binding; glutathione transferase activity; nucleic acid binding. Lineage: Eukaryota; Metazoa; Arthropoda; Insecta; Hymenoptera; Apidae. The record is from RefSeq and is a predicted model, not a curated record. Bases 2377 to 3735 code for a protein of 452 amino acids. The transcript has 5 exons.